Brachypodium distachyon (stiff brome) is the source of this 1203-nucleotide messenger RNA. Its product is annotated as protein MIZU-KUSSEI 1. NCBI's taxonomy places the organism in Eukaryota, Viridiplantae, Streptophyta, Magnoliopsida, Poales, Poaceae. Gene Ontology annotation, biological process: hydrotropism. The transcript has a single exon. Bases 58 to 1071 code for a protein of 337 amino acids. The record is from RefSeq and is a predicted model, not a curated record.
GCCGGUUGGAUUAGCUGACCUCGUCUCCCUCCUCCACAAACACCACCAACAACAACAAUGGAGCACGAUGCCGCCGUCUUGGACGCCGACGCCCUGGACGUCACCCCACGCGGGACGAAGAGAACAACGACGGCGACGAUGCCGACCACGCGGGCGCCGUCCAUGUCGUCCGUGGACACCAUCCUCCACCUCCCCACCACGCCCCACAACAACAAGCCUUCCCCAACGCGCGCAUCUUCUGGGCACGCGCUCGAGGAGCCCUCGACGCGCCGCAGGCCGGCGCGCAGGUCGAAGCCCGUCAGGAUGUUCCAGAACAUGUGCCGCUCGCUCCCCGUUCUCACGCUAACCGCGCCGGCCGCGGCCCGCUGCGGCGGGCUCCUCCAUGCCCCCAGCGCGUCGGCCACGGCCACGGCCACCGCGUCGCCCUCGCCAUCGUCGUCGAAGAACUUUCUCAGCGCGCCUGUCUCGGCGGCUGCCGCGACGUUGUUAUUGACGUCGUCCUUCUCGCGGCGGCCACGGCGCGCCAUGACCGGCACGCUCUUCGGGUUCCGGGACGGGCGCGUGGCGCUGGCGCUGCAGGAGAACCCGCGGUGCCGGCCGGCCCUCGUCGUGGAGCUCGCGCUCCCGACCCACGCGCUGCUCCGCGAGCUCAGCACCACGGCGGGGGCACGCAUCGUGCUCGAGACGGAGAAGCGGCCGGACGAUGAUCAGGAAGAUGAUCACGGCAGUAACGAAGGGUCGUUGCCGCUGCUGGAGGAGCCGAUCUGGUGCAUGUACUGCAACGGGAAGAGGGUCGGGUACGCGGUGCGGCGGGAGCCCACGGAGGACGACGUGGCCGUGCUCGAGACGCUCUGGGCCGUGUCCAUGGGCGGCGGCGUGCUCCCCGGGAGGUCGUCGUCGUCGUCGUCAGCGGCGGGUGUUGACGGAGGAGGAGCGGAUGUUGGGGAGAUGGCGUACAUGCGCGGGAGCUUCGAGCAUGUUAUUGGGUCUAGGGACUCGGAGUCGCUGUACAUGGUCGGCCCGCACGGCGGCGACUGCCCGGAGCUCGCCGUCUUCUUCGUUAGGCUAUGACAUGAGCCGAUCGGUCCAGAGACCGACUUCUCUCUCUCGGACCGUUUUUGUUCAGUGGUGUACGGCUAGCGUGCAAUGCAUGGAUCGACGACGUUUAUGGAUCUGCUCGAUCGAUCGAUCUCUUCCCCUCCA